CGAACCCGCAGUCGAGCGGCAGUCAGUCAGUCAGCAGCAUUGUCGUUGUCCGGUAGUGUUUAGUGGCAAAGUCGCAGGAGAAGCGCUGAAUUUGAAAUUUGAAAAAAAAGAAGAGAGAAAUAAAUAAUAAAAUUUUAAAAAAAUUACAAAAAAAAAACCGUAUAAUAAUUUUUGUACAAUUUUAUGUGAAAGCUUUUUGGUGCUUUUUACUAAACAGAAAAUUAUUUAAAAUAGAGGAAAAUAAAAAUAUACAAACAUUUGUUUAAUUUUCAAAGUGUUUUUUGAGAAAUUUAUAUUUUUGAAAAGUGCAUGCGCUUCUAUUUUGGUACAUACGUGUAUGAACAUAUAUGCGGAUGUGUGAUUUGUGUAAAUAAUUUUUCCACAAAAAUAUUAAAAAUUUUUAUAUAUUUAUAUAAAUACAUACAUAGUGGCCUUAGUGAAAAAAAGUUUGAAAAAUCGCAAGUGACUUUGUAUUUGAAGUACUAAAGAAUUUAGCGGAAUUAUCCAUAAACCCCAAGAGGCUAAAGUUUAUUACUGCAAUCAUGUCGACUAGAGCUCUUAUCCUGUCAUUACUUGUGGCGCUUGCACUGGGCAGCACAGCGGUCGACGCUGUACUAAAAUGUUGGCGCUGCUCAACUGAUGUUUCCAAUGGUGGCUUCUGCGAUGAUCCCUUCGAUCCAGAGUUUAUUUCGGAUCAACAACGUUACUGGAGUUACGUGAAUUGUUCGUAUUCAACGAAUUUCAAAUCGGUUAACGCACGACCUGUUUGUAAGAAACUCGUACAAGAAGUUUAUGGCAAACGUGUUAUUUCCCGAUCUUGCUUUUAUGAAGACUACGACGACUCCUCCGACCGUUGUGGUCACGAGACUACCUCAUCUUACAUCAAAACAGUUUUCUGUCAAACUUGCAAUACCGACGGUUGCAAUGGCGCUGCGGCAUUCUCACCCUUCAUCGCCUUGGUAUUUCUGCCGAUUGCUGCGAUGCUCACGAAACUGAUGAAAUGAAAUACGCAGAAGUGGCCGUCAAGUUGAGCUUGUGGAAAGAAUUGGUCUUAUAUCAAAAGCUUUUUUUUUUAAUCUAAAAGAAAUAAAUUUUAUUUCAUAUUCUAUUCUAAUAAUUUAUGUAUUAUGGAUUUUUAAAUUUAUUUUAAGUUAGAAAAAUAAUUUUGCUCCUAAUAUAAAUUUUAUAAAUAAAAAAAUAUUAUUUUUAGUCUGAACGAUUUUGCAAAUAGUUGAAUUUGUUAGAGGUUUAGUUUAUAAAUAUUGUAGUUUUAUAUAACAAAGAUAUUUCCAUUCAUUUUCUUAUACUUAUUCAGAAAUAACUCUUUUCGAUAACGUUUUUCAACAAAAUUCGCACAAAGCAAUUACCACAAAAAUUAAACAAAUAAAAGCUAACUUAUACACUGCAGAACCCUACCGUAACACAUACAUUUAAAAAUAAUGCAGAUUUUGGCAAAAAUUAAACUCUCGCAAAACAAUUAAAGUCAGACGGUUUCCAUUGAAUAACAAAUUUAAUUAAAAAAUAAAAACUAUAAUAAAUAAUUAAUAAUAUAAACUAUA
Ceratitis capitata (Mediterranean fruit fly) is the source of this 1559-nucleotide messenger RNA. RefSeq lists its product as hypothetical. The record is from RefSeq and is a predicted model, not a curated record. Gene Ontology annotation, biological process: positive regulation of voltage-gated potassium channel activity; sleep; regulation of synaptic transmission, cholinergic. The transcript is spliced from 3 exons. NCBI's taxonomy places the organism in Eukaryota, Metazoa, Arthropoda, Insecta, Diptera, Tephritidae. Bases 543 to 1004 code for a protein of 153 amino acids.